AUGAGUCAGAAGAGAGUCAACACUUCACCUCUGUUCCAGAGUCCGAUCGAUAUUCGUGCAUCCGACGUUGACUACGCACUCCUUCAUCAGAUGCAAUUCGUACAUUACGACCAUUCUGGUACCGUGAACGUGAUCAACAACGGUCAUACAGUUGCUGUUGAUGGUUUUGAUGAGUGGGGCUCUGAACAGCCAUUCAUACAAGGUGGCGGUCUAAAACAUCAUGUUACCUUCUUGAACAGUUCCAUUUCCACUGGGCUCAAUACGAUCACCAAGGAUCGGAGCACAAAAUUGGAGGAUUGCACUAUCCUGCAGAGGUAUGUACUUGGACCUGGAUACACAGUAUACAUUCAUCCUAUUCAGCUUCAUCUGGUACACGUUCGUCAGGGUAUCGAGCUGCAGGAAGCGCUCAAGAGACCAGAUGGCAUAGCUGUUGUCGGAGUUUUUCUCGUUAUCGGGCACGAUGAUGCCCCACUGUCCUCUCUAUCGCCUGUAUUGGGAAAUGUCACGCAUUACGGCAAUGAAACCGUCGUGCAGGGUUUCCGUCUUCGUCCACUUCUUCCAGCGCACACUGAGGCGUUUUACCGUUACGAGGGAAGCCUUACUACACCCAAUUGCGAUGAGGCAGUCAUUUGGACCGUUCUUGCAGAACCGAUCACAAUAACACUAUCACAGGUCAGUACAAUAGGGCUUAUAAAAGACUUUGAAAAUAAAAAAAACCUUAGCUAA
Molecule: messenger RNA, 726 nt
Organism: Ostertagia ostertagi
Lineage: Eukaryota; Metazoa; Nematoda; Chromadorea; Rhabditida; Trichostrongylidae
Source: the annotation of a GenBank genome assembly